AUGUUGUCCCGGGUGAGCCGCGUUCGGCCCGCUCUGGCCCGGAUCCUGGCCCCUCAGACCCGGGUCCUGGCCCCUGCACAUACCCGGCCCGUAUCCCAGUCCAGACCCAACGGAGCGACCUCUGCGGCGGCCACAGAGGCUCAUGCUCCCCCGGCCAGCGUGGAGCACGGGGAGGUCAGCCAGUACACCAAGAACCCGGAUUAUCACGGCUUCUCUGCGGAUCCAGUGGUCGACGAAUGGAACAUGAGGAUCGGCUUCUUCUUCGGCAUCUCUGUCGCCUUGGUGAUCGGAGGGACCUUCAUCCACUACCUACCAGACCAUGGGAUGCGGCAGUGGGCGCGGCGGGAGGCAGAGCGUGUGUUGGUGCAGAGAGAGAGAGACGGUCUUCCUCUGAUCGGAGAAAACUACUACGACCCAAACGCCAUCGUGCUCCCGACCAAAGACCAAAACGGCCUCUGGGACCGUGACGGCUCCUCUGCUCUCCCCGGGCUCCCUCGCUCACCUGUCGGCAUGACGGAGCUCAGUAUCCUCGGGGUCACGGUGCGGUUCCCCUUCGCUCCGUACGACUGUCAGCGGGACUACAUGAACCGAGUGAUCGAGUGUCUGCAGAAGAAGCAGAAUGGUGUGCUGGAGUCUCCCACUGGUACUGGUAAGACCCUGUGUCUGCUCUGUGCUGCGCUCGGAUGGAGAGACAACUUCAAAGACACCAUCAGCGCCAGAAAGAUCUCAGAGCGACUGAAGGGAGAGGAACUGUUCCCAGAUACCAUGAAGACCUGGGGGACCGCUGCUACAGACGGAGACUCUACAACGUACUACACAGACAUCCCUAAGAUCAUCUACGCGUCGCGCACACACUCUCAGCUGGCUCAGGUCAUCGGAGAGCUGAAGAACACCUCGUACCGGCCCAAGGUGUGUGUGCUGGGAUCCAGAGAGCAGCUGUGUGUGAACCAGGAAGUGAUGAGGCAGGAGAGCAACCACGCCAAGGUCCACAUGUGCCGCGCCAAAGUCUCCACUCGCUCCUGUCAGUUUUACAACAACGUAGAAGAGAAAAGCACCGACCGAGAUCUGGUCAACUCCAUCCUGGACGUGGAGGAUCUAGUGAAGUACGGGACCAAGCAGCGUGUGUGUCCGUACUACCUGUCCCGGUCCCUGAAGCAGCAGGCGGACAUCAUCUUCAUGCCUUACAACUACCUGCUGGACCCAAAGAGCCGCAGAGCCCACAACAUUGAACUGAGUAAAGCGGUGGUGAUUUUUGACGAGGCUCACAAUGUGGAGCGCACGUGUGAAGAGUCCACGUCCUUCGAUCUGACGCCGUUUGACGUGGCGUCUGCGAUCACAGCUGUGGACCGGCUCCUGUCAGACCAGGCCAAAGACCUGAAGGAGGGUCUCGCCGACAGCUUCAGUGCAGACUCUCUGGGACCAGCAGGACUGAAAGUGGACAUCGAGACCAUGGCCAAAGUCAAACAGAUACUUCUGGACCUAGAGGCCACCAUAGACUCCUUCCCGGUCCCCAAAGACAAGGGCCUCACCAAACCUGGCAUCUUCAUCUACGAGCUGCUGGAGAGAGCACACCUGACGUAUCGCUCGAAGGCCGUGGUGCUGGAGGCUGUGGAUCAGAUGACUGGAUACCUGAGCGGCCAACAGGGGCUGUUCCUGAACACCACAGGUCUGCAGAAGUUGGCCGACAUCAUCCAGCUGGUGUUUUGUGGUGAACCUGCAGAGAAAGACCAACAGCUCCUGAUGCAGAACAACACGGCACAUUUUAAGGUCCACAUCCAUCAGGACUCGUCCCAAAAGAAGAAACAGACUCAGGAUCUGUGGAACUCUGCAGCGCCCAAGAAACAAGGGAACGUGCUGAGUUACUGGUGUUUCUCCCCUGGUUACAGUAUGCAGGAGCUGCUGGCUCAGGGCGUGCGCUGCAUCAUCCUCACCUCAGGAACUCUGUCUCCUCUCACCUCCUUCACUGCAGAGAUGAAGAUAGAUGAAGAUGUGAGCCUCCUCUCUCCUCCUCUCUCCUCUGCUCUGUCUCCUCUCACCUCCUUCACUGCAGAGAUGAAGAUAGAUGAAGAUGUGAGCCUCCUCUCUCCUCCUCUCUCCUCUGCUCUGUCUCCUCUCACCUCCUUCACUGCAGAGAUGAAGAUAGAUGAAGAUGUCAGCCUCCUCUCUCCUCCUCUCUCCUCUGCUCUGUCUCCUCUCACCUCCUUCACUGCAGAGAUGAAGAUAGAUGAAGAUGUGAGCCUCCUCUCUCCUCCUCUCUCCUCUGCUCUGUCUCCUCUCACCUCCUUCACUGCAGAGAUGAAGAUAGAUGAAGAUGUGAGCCUCCUCUCUCCUCCUCUCUCCUCUGCUCUGUCUCCUCUCACCUCCUUCACUGCAGAGAUGAAGAUAGAUGAAGAUGUGAGCCUCCUCUCUCCUCCUCUCUCCUCUGCUCUGUCUCCUCUCACCUCCUUCACUGCAGAGAUGAAGAUAGAUGAAGAUGUGAGCCUCCUCUCUCCUCCUCUCUCCUCUGCUCUGUCUCCUCUCACCUCCUUCACUGCAGAGAUGAAGAUAGAUGAAGAUGUGAGCCUCCUCUCUCCUCCUCUCUCCUCUGCUCUGUCUCCUCUCACCUCCUUCACUGCAGAGAUGAAGAUAGAUGAAGAUGUGAGCCUCCUCUCUCCUCCUCUCUCCUCUGCUCUGUCUCCUCUCACCUCCUUCACUGCAGAGAUGAAGAUAGAUGAAGAUGUGAGCCUCCUCUCUCCUCCUCUCUCCUCUGCUCUGUCUCCUCUCACCUCCUUCACUGCAGAGAUGAAGAUAGAUGAAGAUGUGAGCCUCCUCUCUCCUCCUCUCUCCUCUGCUCUGUCUCCUCUCACCUCCUUCACUGCAGAGAUGAAGAUAGAUGAAGAUGUGAGCCUCCUCUCUCCUCCUCUCUCCUCUGCUCUGUCUCCUCUCACCUCCUUCACUGCAGAGAUGAAGAUAGAUGAAGAUGUGAGCCUCCUCUCUCCUCCUCUCUCCUCUGCUCUGUCUCCUCUCACCUCCUUCACUGCAGAGAUGAAGAUAGAUGAAGAUGUGAGCCUCCUCUCUCCUCCUCUCUCCUCUGCUCUGUCUCCUCUCACCUCCUUCACUGCAGAGAUGAAGAUAGAUGAAGAUGUGAGCCUCCUCUCUCCUCCUCUCUCCUCUGCUCUGUCUCCUCUCACCUCCUUCACUGCAGAGAUGAAGAUAGAUGAAGAUGUGAGCCUCCUCUCUCCUCCUCUCUCCUCUGCUCUGUCUCCUCUCACCUCCUUCACUGCAGAGAUGAAGAUAGAUGAAGAUGUGAGCCUCCUCUCUCCUCCUCUCUCCUCUGCUCUGUCUCCUCUCACCUCCUUCACUGCAGAGAUGAAGAUAGAUGAAGAUGUGAGCCUCCUCUCUCCUCCUCUCUCCUCUGCUCUGUCUCCUCUCACCUCCUUCACUGCAGAGAUGAAGAUAGAUGAAGAUGUGAGCCUCCUCUCUCCUCCUCUCUCCUCUGCUCUGUCUCCUCUCACCUCCUUCACUGCAGAGAUGAAGAUAGAUGAAGAUGUGAGCCUCCUCUCUCCUCCUCUCUCCUCUGCUCUGUCUCCUCUCACCUCCUUCACUGCAGAGAUGAAGAUAGAUGAAGAUGUGAGCCUCCUCUCUCCUCCUCUCUCCUCUGCUCUGUCUCCUCUCACCUCCUUCACUGCAGAGAUGAAGAUAGAUGAAGAUGUGAGCCUCCUCUCUCCUCCUCUCUCCUCUGCUCUGUCUCCUCUCACCUCCUUCACUGCAGAGAUGAAGAUAGAUGAAGAUGUGAGCCUCCCUCUCUCCUCCUCUCUCCUCUGCUCUGUCUCCUCUCACCUCCUUCACUGCAGAGAUGAAGAUGUGAGCCUCCUCUCUCCUCCUCUCUCCUCUGCUCUGUCUCCUCUCACCUCCUUCACUGCAGAGAUGAAGAUAGAUGAAGAUGUGAGCCUCCUCUCUCCUCCUCUCUCCUCUGCUCUGUCUCCUCUCACCUCCUUCACUGCAGAGAUGAAGAUAGAUGAAGAUGUGAGCCUCCUCUCUCCUCCUCUCUCCUCUGCUCUGUCUCCUCUCACCUCCUUCACUGCAGAGAUGAAGAUAGAUGAAGAUGUGAGCCUCCUCUCUCCUCCUCUCUCCUCUGCUCUGUCUCCUCUCACCUCCUUCACUGCAGAGAUGAAGAUAGAUGAAGAUGUGAGCCUCCUCUCUCCUCCUCUCUCCUCUGCUCUGUCUCCUCUCACCUCCUUCACUGCAGAGAUGAAGAUAGAUGAAGAUGUGAGCCUCCUCUCUCCUCCUCUCUCCUCUGCUCUGUCUCCUCUCACCUCCUUCACUGCAGAGAUGAAGAUAGAUGAAGAUGUGAGCCUCCUCUCUCCUCCUCUCUCCUCUGCUCUGUCUCCUCUCACCUCCUUCACUGCAGAGAUGAAGAUAGAUGAAGAUGUGAGCCUCCUCUCUCCUCCUCUCUCCUCUGCUCUGUCUCCUCUCACCUCCUUCACUGCAGAGAUGAAGAUAGAUGAAGAUGUGAGCCUCCUCUCUCCUCCUCUCCUCUGCUCUGUCUCCUCUCACCUCCUUCACUGCAGAGAUGAAGAUGUGAGCCUCCUCUCUCCUCCUCUCUCCUCUGCUCUGUCUCCUCUCACCUCCUUCACUGCAGAGAUGAAGAUAGAUGAAGAUGUGAGCCUCCUCUCUCCUCCUCUCUCCUCUGCUCUGUCUCCUCUCACCUCCUUCACUGCAGAGAUGAAGAUAGAUGAAGAUGUGAGCCUCCUCUCUCCUCCUCUCUCCUCUGCUCUGUCUCCUCUCACCUCCUUCACUGCAGAGAUGAAGAUAGAUGAAGAUGUGAGCCUCAUCUCUCCUCCUCUCUCCUCUGCUCUGUCUCCUCUCACCUCCUUCACUGCAGAGAUGAAGAUAGAUGAAGAUGUGAGCCUCCUCUCUCCUCCUCUCUCCUCUGCUCUGUCUCCUCUCACCUCCUUCACUGCAGAGAUGAAGAUAGAUGAAGAUGUGAGCCUCCUCUCUCCUCCUCUCUCCUCUGCUCUGUCUCCUCUCACCUCCUUCACUGCAGAGAUGAAGAUAGAUGAAGAUGUGAGCCUCCUCUCUCCUCCUCUCUCCUCUGCUCUGUCUCCUCUCACCUCCUUCACUGCAGAGAUGAAGAUAGAUGAAGAUGUGAGCCUCCUCUCUCCUCCUCUCUCCUCUGCUCCGUCUCCUCUCACCUCCUUCACUGCAGAGAUGAAGAUAGAUGAAGAUGUGAGCCUCCUCUCUCCUCCUCUCUCCUCUGCUCUGUCUCCUCUCACCUCCUUCACUGCAGAGAUGAAGAUAGAUGAAGAUGUGAGCCUCCUCUCUCCUCCUCUCUCCUCUGCUCUGUCUCCUCUCACCUCCUUCACUGCAGAGAUGAAGAUAGAUGAAGAUGUGAGCCUCCUCUCUCCUCCUCUCUCCUCUGCUCUGUCUCCUCUCACCUCCUUCACUGCAGAGAUGAAGAUAGAUGAAGAUGUGAGCCUCCUCUCUCCUCCUCUCUCCUCUGCUCUGUCUCCUCUCACCUCCUUCACUGCAGAGAUGAAGAUAGAUGAAGAUGUGAGCCUCCUCUCUCCUCCUCUCUCCUCUGCUCUGUCUCCUCUCACCUCCUUCACUGCAGAGAUGAAGAUAGAUGAAGAUGUGAGCCUCCUCUCUCCUCCUCUCUCCUCUGCUCUGUCUCCUCUCACCUCCUUCACUGCAGAGAUGAAGAUAGAUGAAGAUGUGAGCCUCCUCUCUCCUCCUCUCUCCUCUGCUCUGUCUCCUCUCACCUCCUUCACUGCAGAGAUGAAGAUAGAUGAAGAUGUGAGCCUCCUCUCUCCUCCUCUCUCCUCUGCUCUGUCUCCUCUCACCUCCUUCACUGCAGAGAUGAAGAUAGAUGAAGAUGUGAGCCUCCUCUCUCCUCCUCUCUCCUCUGCUCUGUCUCCUCUCACCUCCUUCACUGCAGAGAUGAAGAUAGAUGAAGAUGUGAGCCUCCUCUCUCCUCCUCUCUCCUCUGCUCUGUCUCCUCUCACCUCCUUCACUGCAGAGAUGAAGAUAGAUGAAGAUGUGAGCCUCCUCUCUCCUCCUCUCUCCUCUGCUCCGUCUCCUCUCACCUCCUUCACUGCAGAGAUGAAGAUAGAUGAAGAUGUGAGCCUCCUCUCUCCUCCUCUCUCCUCUGCUCUGUCUCCUCUCACCUCCUUCACUGCAGAGAUGAAGAUAGAUGAAGAUGUGAGCCUCCUCUCUCCUCCUCUCUCCUCUGCUCUGUCUCCUCUCACCUCCUUCACUGCAGAGAUGAAGAUAGAUGAAGAUGUGAGCCUCCUCUCUCCUCCUCUCUCCUCUGCUCUGUCUCCUCUCACCUCCUUCACUGCAGAGAUGAAGAUAGAUGAAGAUGUGAGCCUCCUCUCUCCUCCUCUCUCCUCUGCUCCGUCUCCUCUCACCUCCUUCACUGCAGAGAUGAAGAUAGAUGAAGAUGUGAGCCUCCUCUCUCCUCCUCUCUCCUCUGCUCUGUCUCCUCUCACCUCCUUCACUGCAGAGAUGAAGAUAGAUGAAGAUGUGAGCCUCCUCUCUCCUCCUCUCUCCUCUGCUCUGUCUCCUCUCACCUCCUUCACUGCAGAGAUGAAGAUAGAUGAAGAUGUGAGCCUCCUCUCUCCUCCUCUCUCCUCUGCUCUGUCUCCUCUCACCUCCUUCACUGCAGAGAUGAAGAUAGAUGAAGAUGUGAGCCUCCUCUCUCCUCCUCUCUCCUCUGCUCUGUCUCCUCUCACCUCCUUCACUGCAGAGAUGAAGAUAGAUGAAGAUGUGAGCCUCCUCUCUCCUCCUCUCUCCUCUGCUCUGUCUCCUCUCACCUCCUUCACUGCAGAGAUGAAGAUAGAUGAAGAUGUGAGCCUCCUCUCUCCUCCUCUCUCCUCUGCUCUGUCUCCUCUCACCUCCUUCACUGCAGAGAUGAAGAUAGAUGAAGAUGUGAGCCUCCUCUCUCCUCCUCUCUCCUCUGCUCUGUCUCCUCUCACCUCCUUCACUGCAGAGAUGAAGAUAGAUGAAGAUGUGAGCCUCCUCUCUCCUCCUCUCUCCUCUGCUCUGUCUCCUCUCACCUCCUUCACUGCAGAGAUGAAGAUAGAUGAAGAUGUGAGCCUCCUCUCUCCUCCUCUCUCCUCUGCUCUGUCUCCUCUCACCUCCUUCACUGCAGAGAUGAAGAUAGAUGAAGAUGUGAGCCUCCUCUCUCCUCCUCUCUCCUCUGCUCUGUCUCCUCUCACCUCCUUCACUGCAGAGAUGAAGAUAGAUGAAGAUGUGAGCCUCCUCUCUCCUCCUCUCUCCUCUGCUCUGUCUCCUCUCACCUCCUUCACUGCAGAGAUGAAGAUAGAUGAAGAUGUGAGCCUCCUCUCUCCUCCUCUCUCCUCUGCUCCGUCUCCUCUCACCUCCUUCACUGCAGAGAUGAAGAUAGAUGAAGAUGUGAGCCUCCUCUCUCCUCCUCUCUCCUCUGCUCUGUCUCCUCUCACCUCCUUCACUGCAGAGAUGAAGAUAGAUGAAGAUGUGAGCCUCCUCUCUCCUCCUCUCUCCUCUGCUCUGUCUCCUCUCACCUCCUUCACUGCAGAGAUGAAGAUAGAUGAAGAUGUGAGCCUCCUCUCUCCUCCUCUCUCCUCUGCUCUGUCUCCUCUCACCUCCUUCACUGCAGAGAUGAAGAUAGAUGAAGAUGUGAGCCUCCUCUCUCCUCCUCUCUCCUCUGCUCUGUCUCCUCUCACCUCCUUCACUGCAGAGAUGAAGAUAGAUGAAGAUGUGAGCCUCCUCUCUCCUCCUCUCUCCUCUGCUCUGUCUCCUCUCACCUCCUUCACUGCAGAGAUGAAGAUAGAUGAAGAUGUGAGCCUCCUCUCUCCUCCUCUCUCCUCUGCUCUGUCUCCUCUCACCUCCUUCACUGCAGAGAUGAAGAUAGAUGAAGAUGUGAGCCUCCUCUCUCCUCCUCUCUCCUCUGCUCUGUCUCCUCUCACCUCCUUCACUGCAGAGAUGAAGAUAGAUGAAGAUGUGAGCCUCCUCUCUCCUCCUCUCUCCUCUGCUCUGUCUCCUCUCACCUCCUUCACUGCAGAGAUGAAGAUAGAUGAAGAUGUGAGCCUCCUCUCUCCUCCUCUCUCCUCUGCUCUGUCUCCUCUCACCUCCUUCACUGCAGAGAUGAAGAUAGAUGAAGAUGUGAGCCUCCUCUCUCCUCCUCUCUCCUCUGCUCUGUCUCCUCUCACCUCCUUCACUGCAGAGAUGAAGAUAGAUGAAGAUGUGAGCCUCCUCUCUCCUCCUCUCUCCUCUGCUCUGUCUCCUCUCACCUCCUUCACUGCAGAGAUGAAGAUGUGA
Messenger RNA from Knipowitschia caucasica, 8280 nucleotides. The record is from the annotation of a GenBank genome assembly. Lineage: Eukaryota; Metazoa; Chordata; Actinopteri; Gobiiformes; Gobiidae.